AUGGUCUUUUGCUGCUUUUCUUCCAAGCCUCUUGCCUCCUACGAAGUUGAAAAGGGAAAAUAUGGAGCCGCCUACGCCCCGUUCCUCGGGAACCAAAGCAAAUUUGACAUUUCACUUUGCGAAGCACCCUGCCGGGAGCCUGGCUGUCUGUUGGCCACGGUGCUCUGCUUUUGUCCCAUUCAAGUUCACAUGCGUCACAAGGCGCUCAACCAUGUCGAUCCGGGAUCUGGUUGGGCCAACUACAAGUGCUGUCAAGGAUACUUUGGAGGAUGCUGCUGUCUACAGCCGGGACAAAUGGGCGAACAGUCCUGUCCAUCGCUCUGCAUGUGCGUCGAAGCAUCCAUCUUUCCAGGACCGGCCGUAUCCGCCACUUCCAAUAUCGUUCGAGAAGCAUACCGAUUGGGCUUGGAUGAAGAUGACGUGCGCUUGAUCCGAUGCAACAAUUGUCUCUUUGUUCUGUCGUGCAUUUUGAACUGCAUUGCUCCCCUGACAGAUUGUGAAGGAGACGAUGUCCUGGCGCAUAUUGUGAAUGUCAUAUCCGACAUUACAUUUUGUUGUGUCAGUGGAUGCAUGACAGCGCAAGUACAUCAUGAGAUCAAAUUGAGAGAGCAGCAUAGUGCACCCACAAGAGAAGAAAUGGAGAGAUGUUAA
This is a messenger RNA of Seminavis robusta, 651 nucleotides long. The record is from the annotation of a GenBank genome assembly. NCBI's taxonomy places the organism in Eukaryota, Bacillariophyta, Bacillariophyceae, Naviculales, Naviculaceae.